GCGGCGGAGAGGGUGGACGUGCGGUGUUGAAGCCUCUUGAGCUGCAGGUCAUGGCGGCGGCCGUGUCUACCGUUGUUCUUCGAUGUCAGCAGGAGAGGGCGCUGGGACGACUGAAGGAGCAGUUGCGCGCGCGUAGACAGAGGACAUUGAUGCAAGCUCCAGACGAUGGCCCCGACUACAGUGAUUCCUCGAGCGACGCCGAGGUGGUGGAUGAAGCGCAGGACUGGGAGCAGGACAGGGAGCAGGACAGGGAGCAGGACAGGGAGCUGCCGGUCUGCCGUUGAGAAGUCGUCGGAGGUAGAGGAGAGGGAGGAGAACGAGGACCAAGAAGAGGACCAAGAAGAGAGGACCAGGAAGAGAGGACCAAGAAGAGGAGGAAGGAGAUGGAGGCAGGAGGAGAGGGGAAGGAGGAGGUGGAGAUGGAGAUACAAGCAGAGGAUAUGGCGGUAAGAGCAGAGAGGAGAAGGCCCAACAGGGAGGGAAGAAGAUGGAAACGGAUGAAAGAAUGCGGAGGGCCGACAGUGACGGACGACGAGCAGGCCGAGGGUGAAAGAGGAGCGGGAGGGGGAGGGGGAGGGGGAGGGGGAGGGGGGGGUGGAGGAGGAAGAGGACGAACAGGAGGGCAAGGCAGAGGAGCAGAAGGACGACGAAGAGAGGGAAGAAGAGGACAAGCAGCAAGGGGACCGGAAGGGGGAGGAGAAAGAAAGGGAAGAGCAGGACAUGAGGAGAGGAGAGGAGGAGGAGAACGGACUUACCCGUAGGAUACGUAACACUACCGGUAGCUGCUUGCCCGACGCGGCGGGAUGCACCUGACCUCAACUAAGUCCACAGAGAGGCGGACAAUGUCUUCGUGUGAGUUAUGCCCUUCGUGGCGCUGGGGUAUUUGGCAGUAGAGCGACCCAAAUCUGCCCUGCAAUGACUUGUUAUCCCACGGCCAGUGGUUUGACGCAUAUUUUCUGAAAGAAGAAAGAUCUCUACUUUCCCCUCGUCAUCUCCAAAACUAAAUGUACGAACCUAAAUUUGAAUUUUGCCCAGCCUUAAAGUGACCAGUACCACGGCUGGAAAACUGAGUAGGCCUCACUUGAAUUGAGUGCUGGACUUUCUUAAAUUUGAAUUUUGCCGAGCCUAAAAUAAAAGUGACCAGUACCAGGGCUCGAAAAUUGAGUAGGCCUGACUUGAAUUUUGAAUGAGUGCUGGACUUGCUGCCGGCAGAUGGAACAAGGCCGUCGUUUUUACUCAGGUGUGCCACCGCAGCUGAACGCUCCACAAAGACAGCCCCUGAAUCUGGCCCAGUUCGAACGCCAGAUACAGGCAGGACAAUGAAGAAACGAACACGGAAAGAACCCGCCUAGAAGCACCAGGCAGCAAAACGAGAACGACAAACUAAAUCAAGCAAGCGAAAAAAG
Messenger RNA from Chara braunii, 1406 nucleotides. The record is from the annotation of a GenBank genome assembly. Lineage: Eukaryota; Viridiplantae; Streptophyta; Charophyceae; Charales; Characeae.